GAGCCGUGGGCCACGCUGGCCUCAGCCAGAUUUCCCGGCCAAACUCGGGAGGAGAGAUGCCCUGGACCAUCCUGCUCUUUGCAGCCGGCUCCUUGGCAAUCCCAGCGCCGUCCAUCCUGCUGGUGCCCCCGCACCCCAGCAGCCAGGAAGAUCCCAUCCACAUCGCCUGCAUGGCCCCUGAGGGCUUCCCGGGGGCAAAUUUCACGCUCUACCGUGGUGGGCAGGUGGUCCAGCUCCUGCAGGCACCCGUGGACCAGCUUGGGGUCACCUUCAACCUAAGCGGCGGUGGCAGGGAGGCUCCAGGGGGCCCAUUUUACUGCCAGUAUAGGGUGCUAAGUGAGGACCUGAAGCCGCAGCUGUCAGAUCCCAGUGAGGUGGUAAACGUCUCCUACCCAGUGCCCACUUGGAUACUGGCACUCUCCUUGAGCCUGGCUGGAGCCCUCCUUCUCCUUGCUGGGCUGGUGGCCAUCGCCGUGGUGGUCAGGAAAGUUAAAGUAAAAAAUUUGCAGAAGAAAAGACAGCAAGAAUCCUGCUGGGUUCAGAUCAACUUCGCCACCACAGAUAUGACCUUUGAUAACUCUCUGUUUGCCAUCUCCAUGAAAAUGAAUCCAGAAGAAGAUGCAACCACUCUAGAUGCGUGCUCAGGCUCCACCGAGACACCCGGCAGCUCUGGGCCCCGGAAAAGGCCCACCUCCACAUCAUCCUCGCCUGAGCCCCCCGAAUUCAGCACUUUCCGGGCCUGCCAGUGAGGCUAGGACCGGGGGCCCCUCUGUGUCUGUGCGUUCUCCAUUCAGCCCUUUCUCUCAAGGGCCUGAAGUCCCUCCAGCUACUCUGGGAUUUCUGGCUGCUGUUUUCUCAGGGAAUUGACAGAGGAGGCAAAGGCAAUCCUUGACUUUGGGACCCUCCUCACAGAGAAGCAGGAGUAGCAGAGGGGGCACAGACAUUGUCCUGGAGUCUGGACAGAAAGCAGGAAGACUCUUUUUGGGUUCCCAGCUUCUCAGACCUUGUGAGAAGGAGAUGUUAGGAUCCCCGUGGCCCCCAGCUGGGCCAUAAGCGGUCUGGGCCCUCCCUCCACACACCCCUCCGAUUUCCUCCUUCCCUUGCCACAUCUGACUUGACCAACCCAACCGGGUUUUUGGAACAUAGGGUACCCGGGGUAUGUUCUGUUAGUCUGUCCUGCUGGGAUGCCUAAGUUAUUAAUUACAGCACGUGUUGGUUGAGCAGUU
Messenger RNA from Neogale vison (American mink), 1226 nucleotides. RefSeq names its product chromosome 6 C19orf38 homolog (gene C6H19orf38). The transcript is spliced from 7 exons. Lineage: Eukaryota; Metazoa; Chordata; Mammalia; Carnivora; Mustelidae. The record is from RefSeq and is a predicted model, not a curated record. The coding region runs from base 57 to 749 and encodes 230 amino acids.